UCUGUUUCCAGGUUGCUUCCCUGUUUGCUUCUUACAUCCUGGGUUACCUUGGCGCCGCCAAAAUGCAAUCCAUCCUGGUCACUCACAUGAUCACUCUCGGCAUCUGCUUUAUCCUGAUGUUUGGCAACUCCAUGCUGCUCACAUCAUUCUACGCCUCCUCACUCGUCUCCAUCUGGGGAAUCAUUGCAUUGAGGAAUCGGUUUGCUCAAGUCUUCAAACCUGGCGUUGUCAUCUGGGUCAUGCAGGUUGUUGCUUGGGUUGGCUCCACAGUUCUGCUCAAAUUUAUGCUGUCCACAAUCCUCUGUGCCUCAGAUGAUGCUCACAUCAGUGGAUUGAUCAAGUCUAAGUUCACGAACUACAAGGACUUCCACACUCUGAUGUACACUUGUGCUGCUGAAUUCGACUUCCUUGAGUUAGAGACCCCUCUACGUUACCUCAGAACGUUGCUGCUGCCCAUCAACAUCCUGGUGGUUGUUCUCAUUGCUUGGAGGACUGUUCAGGAUAUAGUCCGGUUCCUGAGGGACGGAGGGAAGACAGACGAUGCAGAUGAAGCUGCAGGGUCUGAAAUAGUCGGAAAAGGAGAGCUGGUGUACCACAGUCUGCAGCUGGUGGCGUUUGCUGUCCUUGCCAUCCUCAUCAUGCGCCUGAAGCUCUUCCUGACGCCCCACAUGUGCAUCAUGGCCUCGCUCAUCUGCUCCAAACAGUUGUUUGGCUGGAUUGGGGAGAAGUUUAAACACCAGACUGCCGUGUUUGCGCUCAUGGCAAUCAUGGCCGUACAGGGAGUGGCCAACCUGCAGGCCCAGUGGGCCAUCAUUGGAGAGUUCAGCAACCUACCGCAGGAGGAGCUGCUGGACUGGAUCCAGGACAACACCCCUCCUGAUGCUGUGUUUGCUGGGGCCAUGCCCACCAUGGCCAGCGUGAAACUUUCCACAGGUCGGCCCAUCGUCAACCACCCCCACUAUGAAGAUGCUGGUCUGAGGGAGAGAACCAAGCUGGUUUACUCCAUGUACAGCCGCAUGUCUGGAGAAACCGUUAAGAGGAACCUGAUGAAGCUGGGAGUGGACUUCUUCGUCCUGGAGGAUUCCUGGUGCACUAGGCGAACCAGGCCCGGGUGCAGCAUGCCAGAGAUCUGGGAUGUUGAGGAUUCAGAAAAUGUUGGUAAAAUUCCCCUCUGCACCCACAUGUCCAAGAACUCACGGCCCCACUUCACCACAGUCUUUUCCAAUGACAUUUACAAAGUCCUCAAAGUUCCCAAAGCUACCAAAGAUCUCAGAUAACAUCGUGGGACAGACUGGUUUACCACCAAACCUGCUGGUUUUUCCACCACUUCUUUUUUUAAUAUGUUUUGGUCGGUCACUGCCAUUGCUGCUUUUUUACUUUUUACUUCCUCAAACCCCCCACAGUUCCACUUUUUUGUGGGGCUCUGUUUCACUGAGCAGUGGACUAAUAAUAGGCUUGACAUGCCAAAACACUUUGUCAUAGGAGACUUGGUGCACCCACAGUUGUCAGUAUUUGUGACUUAAAGAAACUCAUUUUGCCAAUCAUCCUUAUUGCUGCGUCUUUGUCAUCCAGCGACGUUCCUAUUACGCAGCAGUUUCUGCCCAAGUGAAAG
Micropterus salmoides (largemouth bass) is the source of this 1612-nucleotide messenger RNA. RefSeq names its product probable C-mannosyltransferase DPY19L1. Gene Ontology annotation, molecular function: mannosyltransferase activity. Lineage: Eukaryota; Metazoa; Chordata; Actinopteri; Centrarchiformes; Centrarchidae. Gene Ontology annotation, cellular component: nuclear inner membrane. The transcript is spliced from 13 exons. The record is from RefSeq and is a predicted model, not a curated record. The coding region runs from base 63 to 1277 and encodes 404 amino acids.